Messenger RNA from Paraglomus occultum, 675 nucleotides. The record is from the annotation of a GenBank genome assembly. Lineage: Eukaryota; Fungi; Glomeromycota; Glomeromycetes; Paraglomerales; Paraglomeraceae.
AUGGCAAUCAAUCUUCCUUCUUAUCUGAUAGAUAGUCCGUUUGAAGCAAUAUUCAAACAAUCUACUUCGCCACCAUUGCCAUCGGCUUGGAAUCAUGGUGAUUCAUCUAUGUUUAUACAAGUUGGAGAGAACAGAUUGCGAGCCAAAUAUAUUGGCCGGGGAAGAGAUGACACUGAAGCAGCAGCUAUUAGAACAGAUUUUCCGAUACCGCAAGAAUGUGGAUUGUACUACUAUGAAGUCAAGAUAAUCAACAAAGGCGUGGGUGGAUACAUUGGAGUUGGUUUUGCAAUGAAGCAUGUUGCACUCGAUCGUCUACCAGGAUGGGAGGACGAUGCAUAUGGAUAUCAUGGAGAUGAUGGGGCUAAAUUUCAUGCGUUUGGAAGAGGGACAGAAUUUGGUCCGAAAUUUACCACUGGAGAUGUUAUUGGAUGUGGUAUAAACUUCUUUAAUGGCACUGCAUUCUACACUAAAAAUGGUAUACACUUGGGUGUUGCUUUCAAUGACGUUAUAGGAGAGUUCUAUCCAAUGAUAGGUUUGAGAUCAUUUCCUGAAACUGUUGAAGCAAACUUUGGCCAGGAUAAAUUCGUGUUUGAUAUUGACAAAUAUGCAAAGGAACUUUACAAAGAAGUGAAUGAGGGAACGGAUAUAUCAAGUACAAUUCCAAAUACUCCAUAA